CGCGGCUCACGGCGGCGGGCGGGCCGGUGGCGACAGACGGACGCAUCGAGGAAGGCAGCGGCUGUGGCACCCCCGAGGCCCCCCUAGAGGCUCCGCCCCGUCCCCCCUCGCCCGGCCCCGCAGGGAGCGGCCGGCCCCCCGCGCCACCAUUGCCUCGCACGGCAAGGAGGACCUGCUCGCCGUCGCCGCCCGGCUCUGGCAGCGGAGGCGGCGGCUGCUGGCCGCCGCUGGGCUCGCCCUGGCCAUGACCGUCGCCCUGCUCGUCGCCUUGCCCCUGCUGCUGCUGCAGGCGCCAGCCGAGAGCGGCGCCCACUACGAGAUGAUGGGCACCUGCCGCAUGAUCUGCGACCCGUACAGCGGCGGGCGGCCGCCCGGCCCCGGCAGCACCGCCGCCGUGGAGGCCCUGCAGGACCUGGGGGCCAACCCCCCGCCGCCCUUCGUUCAGGGACCCAAGGGGGAGCCGGGCCGGCCGGGCAAGCCGGGGCCCCGCGGACCGCCCGGGGAGCCUGGUCCGCCGGGUCCGAGGGGCCCGCCGGGGGAGAAGGGAGACGCUGGGAAGCCGGGGCUGCCCGGGCUGGCGCUGGCGGGCGCAGGCGGCGGCGGGAGCGGCGGCGGGGCGGCGGCGGGCGGCGAGACGGCGGGCGGGCUGAGCGCUGCCUUCAGCGGGCCGCGCAUCGCCUUCUACGUGGGGCUGAAAAGCCCCCACGAAGGCUACGAGGUCCUUAAGUUCGACGACGUGGUGACCAACCUGGGCAACCAUUACGAUCCGACCAGCGGCAAGUUCACCUGCCAGGUGCGCGGCAUCUACUUCUUCACCUACCACAUCCUCAUGCGCGGCGGCGACGGCACCAGCAUGUGGGCCGACCUCUGCAAGAACGGGCAGGUGCGCGCCAGUGCCAUCGCCCAAGAUGCAGACCAGAACUACGACUACGCCAGCAACAGUGUGGUGCUGCACCUGGAUUCUGGCGACGAGGUGUAUGUCAAGCUGGAUGGAGGAAAAGCUCACGGAGGCAACAACAAUAAGUACAGCACUUUCUCGGGCUUUCUUUUAUACCCUGAUUAGCACACAACAAGCAACGCAACACAACUGGCCCCACCACCGAUGUAUGUGGGGCUGUUUGGUGUUUCUGUACCGCUUCAUGGUGUCCACUGUCUCCGCAGGUUACUUCAGCUUCAUUAUUAUUUUGUAUGUUUUGGUUUAUUGGGUUUUCUUUUACCCCUGUGAAAACGAAAUAGAAGUGAAACAAAGCAAUCCUCUUCCUUACUCUCCCCCAUGUCCUCUGACCACCCUUUUUCUGUCAGCUUCAGCAUUUUGUGUGUUACACUAGGAACCCAGCAUCUUGAAACUCUCCAGUGGUUCCCAGAGGGUGUAAAAGAACCCAGAGUUCGGACUGUGCCGCACAUAGAAUUCAAACUGGUCACAUUUCUUCAUCAAUGAGAAUUAAUUAUGAUGAAUUUUCAGAUCAACUGUUCACAAAGUGGGACUGGACGAUACAUGGUUUUUCCUCUGCUGCUUUGUUUGUAUGGAGUCAAGUGUAAACUUUUCUGUGCAAUGCAACGCUCGUGUGAAUGAUGGUGUCACUAACGUCAAACUUGUUCAUGUCUGCGAAAGAAUUCAGUUGUUGACCACAGCCACCAAAAUAUAGCAUUAAAUUAUGUUUUUAGACAA
Molecule: messenger RNA, 1669 nt
Organism: Pezoporus flaviventris
Lineage: Eukaryota; Metazoa; Chordata; Aves; Psittaciformes; Psittacidae
Gene: C1QL2
Product: complement C1q like 2
Exons: 3
Coding region: 245-1063 (272 amino acids)
Molecular function (GO): protein binding
Source: RefSeq, a predicted model, not a curated record